AGUCUGGGUCGGGAGCAAUGUUACUUCACCUAUGUUUGAUCCAUCGCUGAGUUUGACCCCAGUUUCGGAGACUAUGAACAUCGAUCCACUCCAGAAGCCUCGAUUGACUAAGACACGGAAAGCAAUGCACAAAAAGCAGAUCAAAGUGGUGAAUUCCAGUGGCAACGAAGGAAGGCCACUGGCAGAUAUUCUACGGCUAAAUAACGAAGGUGAAGCCAGUCGUUUUGAGAAUGAAAUCAUCGCUAGUACACAUUUGAACAAUGACAGUGUUUGGGACGCAUCGGUGUUGAAAGAAGUGGUGGCUUUCUAUGUUGACAGCGUUAUAGCGUAUGCAAACGCUAAUGCCGACUUGAAAUCAUCUAGAUUCCGAGCAUGCUUUCGAAUGGCUCGAGAUUUGGCACUUUUUCAAAAUGAUUUUUACAUCGACGAGCUGCUGAAAGUAUACAACACCAACUUCAAAGGGAAUUUCAUUGGUAAGGAGGACGAGAGAAUAGAUUUUGAACUGUUCCUUGAGCAGUUAGUCGAAAGUCACCCGGCAUACCGGAAGUAUGUUAAUCACAGCCUUCGACAACAUAACACUGCUCCACUAAAUGCAUUGGACUGGUUAGCACAGAAUCACUUGCGACCGCAUGUUGUACACCGAAAAAGAGCAAAAUAUGGCCCGGUAAAGUCAUUUUGGAUCUGGAAAUCUAUGCCCGCAGACAUGGAUAUCGCCCUGGAAAAGUUGAUUCCGACUAUCAAAAAAUACAUGCGAGUACUUGGACAGUUUUUUCUACGCCAAGCUGUCCAAAGCUCUUCAACGACAGAUAAACCACGAGACUAUCGAAUGAGUAGCAACGCGUUUAUCAGUCUCAUGAAGCAGGUUCGAGUGUUCCCUCAACUAUUUCAUCGCCGCGAGCUUGAAAAUGCCGUUCGUCUUUCGUGCUGCUUUUCUCCUGAGACUGAGGAGCUGAAUUUUCCAGAAUUUAUCGAGACUCUUGUGCGUUGCUCCUGUCACCUUCGUUGGGGUGAACUUGAUCGAGGUAAAACUACAAGCGAGAGUAGUGACGGUACUGUGGUCGUCAUCAAGUUUGUUAUGCUAAUUUUUGCGAUGGAAGGCCAGGGAUCGGUACUGAAGAAGCGGAAUGAGGAUGUCAGCGCGAUUUUAGGAUUCUUGGGACAACAACAGAAGAAGAAUCAGGCUGAGAAAUUGUUUCGUUUUCGUAAAAUGCUGGCGGAUAAUAAGCGACGAGCUCGAGCAUCUAGGAACCAGGAGCUCCCUUCAGUAUGGAACCAGGUGAGGCUUCACUUUUCUCCGAUGAACUCGCCUACCAAAUCUACUACAAGAUCACAUGAUACUUUCGACGAGUUGACCGAGUCGUGGGAUGGUGGAUCUCCUCGUCGAGUCUCGACCGAACCAUGUGUGUUUGAUGCACACACCAAUCAGCCUUUUGAUAUCGACUUACCUUCCCCGAAUGCCAAUGCGAUCGAUCACCAGGCUGGUCAGCCAAACUCAGUGGAAUUUGUGAACAAUAACUACGAUCAGAAGGAUUUUGCUAGUCUCAGUCCAGCAAUUUCAAUGGAAGUGCCCUCGACACUCGGAGCCGGAAGCCAUGCCACUGAAUCAGUACAAAGAAUAGAAUCAACUGUGUUAACGGGAGGUAGCGUUUCUUCGACCAUUCGCCAAGAAGGAAAAGAAGGUUUUGAAUCAGUUGAAAGCCUGGAUGGUGCUACAUCGGCAACAAUCGACGAAGAAGUCGUGAAUUCUGGACCGACACACCAGUUUACGACGAUCGGUUUGGUGGAGCCCAUGGAAAAGGACGCCUUUCUUCGUGAAAUCCUGGAUAGUAUUGGAGAUGUUGAGCUCUUACUUAGUCAACCGAGGUUUACUGGUAGCAAUUACUCAAAGCUUGGUAAGUUUUGGGACAGCUCGCUGGCUUUGAAGCUUCUACUGAUACUUCACUGUCAUGCUUUGUAG
Messenger RNA from Phytophthora nicotianae INRA-310, 1957 nucleotides. RefSeq lists its product as hypothetical. The record is from RefSeq and is a predicted model, not a curated record. NCBI's taxonomy places the organism in Eukaryota, Oomycota, Peronosporomycetes, Peronosporales, Peronosporaceae. Bases 32 to 1957 code for a protein of 641 amino acids. The transcript has a single exon.